This is a messenger RNA of Lampris incognitus (smalleye Pacific opah), 3781 nucleotides long. It is a transcript of the gene e2f8, whose product is annotated as E2F transcription factor 8. The record is from RefSeq and is a predicted model, not a curated record. The transcript is spliced from 14 exons. Lineage: Eukaryota; Metazoa; Chordata; Actinopteri; Lampriformes; Lampridae. Gene Ontology annotation, biological process: regulation of transcription by RNA polymerase II. Gene Ontology annotation, cellular component: RNA polymerase II transcription regulator complex. Gene Ontology annotation, molecular function: RNA polymerase II cis-regulatory region sequence-specific DNA binding; DNA-binding transcription factor activity, RNA polymerase II-specific. Bases 234 to 3047 code for a protein of 937 amino acids.
UUCUCAAUUUAUCUGACAAGCCGAUGUAGGUUAAUAGAACCGCACACGUAUCAAAGUAUUACAGAUUCGGGUGAUUUUCCACCAUAGAAUUUUUUUUCAAACGUGUUUUGCAUCUAUAUUUUAUUUCUACAAACUUUUUCCAGGAAACAGACUGUACCAUCGCUUCGUAGGUACGGGAUUAUGGGAACGUCCAUUUGACCGGGAGACAUUUAUUAUAUGCUGUCUGGUGGAAAAUGUCAUGUGCAACGAUUGAAUUUCAAAACCAGACCCAGAGUUCUCAUACUUCCUCCAAGGGUGGUGUCUUUGUCGUACCCAAACUACUUGCAAAAACACCAAGUAAAGCACGUGGCUACUGUUCACCACUAGCAACUGACCAACUGAUCAUGGGCCCGCUUACAACCCCUACAAAAGGAAGAGAUGGAGGGUCUGGUGAGCCCUGGACACCAACCUCCAACCUCAAAAUGUUAAUCAGUGCCGCAAGCCCAGACAUCAGGAACAGAGAGAAAGAGCUGUGCAUUGACAAUGAUGGUGGGGAGACCGUUGAGUCUUCACAGGACACUGAACUCGGGGAGGAGGCAGAGAAAAUGAGCAGGAAGGAGAAGAGUCUGGGUUUGUUGUGUCACAAGUUCCUCGCUCGCUACUCAGAUUGCCCUAACCCUGCUGUCAACAACAACAUCUGUCUAGAUGAUGUUGCCACUGAACUCAAUGUGGAGCGGCGGCGAAUUUAUGAUAUCGUGAAUGUGCUGGAGAGCCUACAUAUGGUCAGCCGUUCUGCCAAGAAUCGCUACAUUUGGCGCGGCCAAGCCAAACUGACUCAGACCCUGGCCCUUCUAAAAAAGGUGGGCGAGAAGUACCGUUACAGUCAGCAGAUGCAGCAGAUACGCCAGCGGUGCCUGGACAAGGAAUUUGACUUUGAUGGCGAGGAAAAGGAGAAUGAAGAUAUGGCUGACUUGGAAAGCAGUGCAGACCAGGGACAAAAAGAAAUGUGCUUUGUUGAGCUCCCUGGGUUGGAGUUCAAAGCAGCGUCUGUUAACAGUCGGAAAGACAAAUCUCUCAGGGUGAUGAGCCAGAAGUUUGUUAUGCUCUUCCUCGUCUCCAGUCCCCGUGUGGUCAGCCUGGAGGUGGCUGCCAAGAUCCUCAUUGGAGAGGACCAGGUAGCAGAUCAGGACAAGAGCAAGUUUAAGACCAAGGUGCGGCGGCUAUAUGACAUUGCUAAUGUGUUGCGGAGCCUGAAGCUCAUUGAGAAGGUCCAUGUCACAGAGGAGAGGGGGAGAAAGCCAGCCUUUGAAUGGAUCGGCCCUGAAGAAUUUCCCAAUGUUAAUGACCUGGAAAGCUCCACAUCUGGCUGUCCCUCCACUACCAGCAGGGUGCUGGAGUCCCGCUCCUCUGUAGAGAACUGUGCCAAAAACCUCUUUUCAUCAUCAGGUACUAAACACAGCUUCACUCGUCAUCCCUCCCUCAUCAAGCUGGCCAAGACCGUUCAGGCUGAUCGCCGCAAGAUUAGCUCUGCCCCCAGUAGCCCCAUCAAGACCAUCCUCAAUGAUUCAACAAACAAGAACUUUCCCAACAAAAUGGCCCAGCUUGCUGCUAUUUGUAAGAUCCAACUUGACCAGCAAUCAGGAAUACAAUUCUCUUUGUGUUCCAGGACCGCAAAUAAAGAUUCAAAGCCUGCUGUAACUGAGACUGUGGCCUCAACUGCUGAGCCAAAGCAGAAUGUUGCUAAAACUGCAAAAGAGCUUAAAUCCACGGCACCACCUGUGACUCAGGAAGCCACAAUCAACACUACAGUCCAGCUCACUCCUACCACACAGCUCCCAGCCCAGCCAACAGGAACACUUUCCUAUCUCCCUGCACAGUGCCCACCUCUCAUCCCUGUAUUAUUACAUCAGCAGAAAGGGAGUGGGCCAUAUGCUGUGUACCUGCACCCUUCUUCUCUUAGAUCGCACCCCCUUGCAAGGCCCCAGCCGACCAGCCUCGCCGUGCGCUCCAUGACAUUUGAGGAUAGGACCAGCCAGAGUCCAAUGGGGGCCACAGCUGUAGGGAGCCAGCCUUCCUCCGGGGCCUUAGAGCUCAGCCCCUUGGCACCCAAACGCCUCAGUUCAGACACCACCACAGAGAGCAGUCCCUCCAAAGCAAGGAGAACUGACCCCGGUUUCAAGGACACUUCCCCAAAGCUGUGUGAGAUCCUGCAGGCCCGUCUGAAAGCCCGUCGUGGAGGUCUCCUUUCUAGCCGGCCCUCGCCUCGAGCUCUGCACCUGGACCCAGAGUUUGUUAACACCCCAGUGGGAACCACAGCAAAUCAGACGCUAGUGCAGAGUGUGGAGAACUUUCUGGAGAAGGAGGACAAAGUGGCUGGCUCCGACACCGAGGCGGUGUCAACGCCCGUCAGAGCUGUUCCCUUCACACCUGGACAGCUCCAUACUGAGACUUUGGUGCCAGCAGGCUACCUGAUCCCCAUCUCCCAGCAGUCCCUCCUCAGCCUCGCAGACCCUCAGGGCCCCAGUACAGAAAACAAGGCCCAGACUCCUACUUGUAAUAUCUACCAUACGCCAACUGCAGGCUCCAGACCUCCACUGGCACAGAUCACCCCUUCUAGCCUGCGUCUCCAAAGACCCCCCUCUGUCUCACCUCACUCUACUCAGGGCCACCGCAUCCACAGCCCCAGUCCAGCCAUCCUCAAUUUCACCCUGCAGAACCUGGGCCUCAUACAGAGCCAAGGGAACCUCUACCACAAUGAGCAUGCCGAUACCCUGCCCAGCCCAUUGCCUGCCCAACUGGGUCUGCAGCAGAGGGGCAUGGUUUUUGUCAAGCCCAUGUCCCCUGCACCCUUCCAGCAGUCUUUACCUGGCCAGCCACUCACACUCAUUAGCGUACAACAGCCUCUGAUGACCACACCCAAAGGGGCAGGACUUCCCCAGCACAGCUUCUUCCAAACCCCCGUCUCGCUCUCACCUCUAGCUACUGUGGUAACCACCAGCGGACAGCCAGCUGCUAAAACCGUUUACAUCCCACAGAGGAAACUUGAUGUUGGCACAGAAGACUCAUGAAAGCUUCACUACCUUUCUACACACUCUGUUUAGAUGCCUUCAUAUUCCUAUCUAUGAAAUGUAUACAGUAUGGAUAUGAUGUUUGUGUUGCUUGUGAAGGGGAUGUUGUAGUUAUAAGGGUUUUUUUUCUGUCAUUCAUUGUCAUUCCAUACUUGUAUGUGGAAAUUGUGUAGGAACUAACUUAACGUUUCACUCUCACUGACCUUUGUAUUACAGCCAUUUCCAAAAAUAGUUGUGAUGCAGACUACAGUCAGAGAGCCGCUAUCGCCACAAUGAUUUCAUACGCUGUACACCAGAUUCUGGUGAAACCACAUUACUUGAUGGUGGAAAGAAAUGUUUUGUGAUAAAUAUAUGGGUGCUGGAUUCCAGAUGGUGUUACCAAACGGUGAAGUUAUUUUUCUUGGAAAAUUACAAGAAUUGUGCCUACCUGAGUCACAUGGCUGCCAAAAUUAUUUUACUGUUGAUAUUGACAAGCAUAGACAAUGCUGCAUCUGUGUCAUUUGAGCUUUGACCUGAACAGAAAGGAAACCCGUUUGACUGAGACUGCUUUGAUUGGGUUAAUUCUCAUUUUGUUUUUAGGUAAAAAGUUUGAGAUUUUUUUGCACAUUGUACAUGUUAACUGUUGAACAUUUUAAUUAAAGAUGAUUACUUGUUGUGAAUUCUGGUACUAAUCAGGCAUUUUGUUGAAUUUAAUUUAUAAAAUUCAUUUCAGAUAUAAUGCUAAGUGGAAAAUG